AAUGCGCCUACCUGGGGAAUUCUGCAUGGUAUGGAGAACAAACCCAGCGGCCGCUCACCUAGAUUCCUACAGUGCCCCUACCUAGGGAUGAAAAGGAUGGUCAGUUAGCUGGAGACCUAGAAAAAGGUGCAUAAGAUGGUGUUCGAGUUGUGCGAAUUGCAAGAUGAAACCAGUAAUUAUAGGCCGUUAAAGCAAGCUGCGCAGAGGAUCCCUACUUAAUCUCAAAUUGAUGUGCAGAAGACAAUGGAGUUGCUGUAAAGCACUAAUACAAUUACAACUGGGUGGUGCCUCCAUUGCCAAUCGGCAACAACGAUGCAAGACAAGAUCCUCAGGAAUUUCGUGUAGAUAUGGGACGUCGUGACCAAGUGGUCACUACAUUUUGUUUUUUCAAUGUGCACACCGCUUGUUUGAGCUACCAUUUGUGUCAAGAACCCCCGCCACGUACCAACCCAACAUCCACUGCAACCAGCAUCAGGCCUCGUGAAAGCAAAGUUCAGAUCAUAGCUCUGUUUCCGUUUUCGACAAAAUCAAAAGUGAUUAAAAACAAUUUCGAACUUGAAGAUAUUAGCUGUGGGAAAAAUCAACGUUCUGCAUCAAGCAGCAAGACAAAACUAGCGUAGUGUCAGCAACGGAAGAACAGUUUUUGUUCAAAAUGGUGAAGCAGCUCGCGACUAAAGAGGAGUUCGACUCCUUCCUCGCCGGCAACAAACUCGUCGCUGUGGACUUCACGGCAACUUGGUGCGGGCCGUGCCAGAUGAUCGGCCCGGUCUUCGUCAAAAUGGCGGAACAAUACACCAACGUGGCGUUCUGCAAGGUAUUGAUACAACCUGGAAUUGAGUUUGUGUUGCUGGAAACAAAACGCACGAGCGCGUGUAGUCGAUUCUGUCAUGCACGGUAGGCAUAACUGUUCUAUGUGCAUGAUGCAGAUGAAGACGCUGUAGUGAGUUUGUCAUGCGAAAACCGCCUAUAUCUAUGCCACGAUUUUCAUUUUGUCAUGCGUACAACACAUUAUACGCAAGCCUAAAAAUCCCUGAACAAAAAAUAUCCAGGUCGACGUCGAUGAGAACGGCGACACCGCGGAAGCGUGCGACAUCAACUGCAUGCCAACCUUCAUCUUUUUCAAGGACGGACAGAAGUUUGACAAGUUUGAGGGCGCGUCGGAGCCGAAAUUGAAGGAAUUCAUCGAAAAGUUGGCGGCGGCUGCUUAAGUCAUGUUUUCCGAAACAAGAGGAUAUCGUCCUUCAGGAUCGGGUGCAGCACCUUCGUUCUCAACUCAUACCAAAACGAUCUUCACGACCGAAACUAUAACAGCGACACGAGGUGAACAAGAGCGAGACGACUGCAGCUUGUACUUACCACAUCCGGCUAUAUUGAAGUUGUGCCGCUCAGAUUUUGCGCGACGAGCAUCAUGAACGUGUUGCUUUUGCAUCCGCUACAAGCUUCUUUCUCGUGUAGUGGUUGCUCCUCACACUGCGCGGAGAGAAGUUUUUGUUUCAUUGAGGAAUAAUAGCAUGUUGCUUCAUCAGCAUCAUCAUGAAACGCAGCAGCUAUCAAGUAGAUAACGUAGAGGAGGAUAAUUAUCGGCGGCAUCAAAUACCAAUGACUAUCCAGUUGUACACUACCUAUCACCCUUGUCUACCCUUAACCUCAUGCCGCAACCCAGACCAGUAUUGAAGUUGUAAGCAGGAGGAGAGGCUUGUUUCUCACCACCUCUGACAACUGCCGGCUGAAACUUUAUUUACACGACCAGCGCAAUGAAAGUGUUUAUAUCAGGUUUAUCAGAUUAAGCAAAACAAAAACUGUAUGCUGAAGUUCUUGUAACGACAGCGAGACAGCUUUUCAGAAUCAGAACCCACCAGAAUUAUCUUAUCGAAACCAUACAGUUGUCAGAAAGAGACAACUACGGACUGUGCAAGAUCUACACGAAGCUGGUUUUAUUUUCAGCACGCAAAACCAACCCCCACGAGAGGUUAAAGACGGGAAAUAACACGAAUACAGGGCCAGAACCCGGCCACAGACUCGCAUCGCGACGGACAUCAAGAAUACUUUUCCGCAAUUAUAUACGAUUUCUUUGAGAAUGAGAACUUUAUCAAGGCCCCUGCGCCCUGUCACAUCAAA
Messenger RNA from Amoebophrya sp. A120, 2118 nucleotides. The record is from the annotation of a GenBank genome assembly. Lineage: Eukaryota; Dinophyceae; Syndiniales; Amoebophryaceae.